Messenger RNA from Nematolebias whitei (Rio pearlfish), 1341 nucleotides. RefSeq names its product zinc finger protein OZF-like. The transcript is spliced from 2 exons. Gene Ontology annotation, cellular component: nucleus. Bases 1 to 1341 code for a protein of 446 amino acids. The record is from RefSeq and is a predicted model, not a curated record. NCBI's taxonomy places the organism in Eukaryota, Metazoa, Chordata, Actinopteri, Cyprinodontiformes, Rivulidae.
AUGUUCAUGUUUUCAGUGUUCCCUGACGAUGCUCAGCAGAUGGUGCAGAUUAAAGAAGAAGCUCCUGGAGUACGGGUACUUGGUUUGGACCAACAGGACCCAGAGACCCUCAACAUAAAGGAGGAAGAGGAAGAACUGUGGAGCAGUCAAGAGAGAGAUCAGUUUUGUGUGAAAAAGGAGAUUGAUGACACUGGGUUUGCAUUCACAGCUGUUCCUUUGAAGAGUGAGGAAGAUGAAGAGAAACCUCUGUUUUUACAGCUUCAUCAGUACCAAGUAAAAGAGGAAGAUCUUCCAACCAGUGGCUCAGCUGACCAAAAAGCAGCAAGUGAUGGAGAGGACAGUGGAGGAGCAGAAACUACCAAGAACCCAGAUGAUGAUGAUGGUGAUGAUGAUGUGAAUAACUCUGACUCUCAGCUAAAAGACUUAUCAGGCUCUAGGUCAGAACCUGAAGAUGAUGAUAAAGACUGGAAGGAAAGCAGAGCUCCUGAGUCAGGCUUACACACUGUCAACAAAUCUUGCAACUUCACUGAGCAUGGGAAACAAUUUCACAAGACAAGUCAGUCAAUGAUGUCUUCAAGUUAUUUCAUUAUCAAGGAAUGUUUUGAAGUGAAGAAAACUGGAGGCUCAAUCAAGAAAAAACAAUCAAGACAGAAAUCAUUUAGUUGUGAAGACUGUGGAAAACGAUUUAACCAAGAGGGUAACCUAAAGAAACACAUGGUAGUUCACACAGGACAGAAACCAUGUGCUUGUGAUCUUUGUGGACACAGGUUUGGACAAAAGUCAACUUUAAACAGACACAUGAUAGUCCACACAGGACAGAAAGCAUUUGCUUGUGAUAUUUGUGAACAAAGGUUUGGACAGAAGUCACAUUUAAACAGACACAUGAUAGUCCACACAGGACAGAAACCAUUUGCUUGUGAUCUUUGUGAACAAAGGUUUGGACAUAAGUCACAUUUAAACACACACAUGAUAGUCCACACAGGACAUAAAGCAUUUGUUUGUGAUCUUUGUGGACAAAGGUUUGGACAGAAGUCAGAUUUAAACAAACACAUGAUAGUCCACACAGGACAGAAACCAUUUGCUUGUGAUCUUUGUGGACAAAAGUUUAGACAGAAAUCACAUUUAAACAAACACAUGAUAGUCCACACAGGACAGAAAGCAUUUGUUUGUGAUCUUUGUGGACAAAAGUUUAGUCAGAAGUCCACUUUAAAUAGACACAUGAUAGUCCAUACAGGACGGAAACCAUUUGCUUGUGAUCUUUGUGGACAAAUGUUUGGACAGAUGUCAGAUUUAAACAAACACAUGAUCCACACCAGAGGAAAGCAGUUUAGCUGUGAAUAA